UAAGGAAGUUAUUAAGAAGCCCGAUCAACCAACUUCCAACGGGUACACAUAUUGAUUACUAUUAUAUACGACUGUAUCUAAUCAACACUAUAAGCAAUAGUUAGUCUCGAUUGGAGCACUGUAAGUCCUCUUGGUUAACCCAAUUCAUAACUUCAUCAAUUUAACUUGUGGUAGUUGUAUGGACAAUAUCUUAUACAACAUUCACAGGAUUUCUAUAUAUCUUGCAACUGUUCUCCUAUUUUUACAAGCUUUACUCUCCAUUUAUACUAAUCAAUAUGAAGCAAUUUUUCAUUGGACAUAUUCUAUGCUGCUUACUGUUUGUAUCAGCUACUACAAUCACUGAACAAGAGUUUAAUCAGCAAGCAGACCAAAUAUUGGAUGUCCAAGAAACAGAUUUAUUGCAGAAAGAGCCAAUAUCGGUAUGUGGAUAUGUAGGCGCUGCAGCUACUUGCUUAAUAGCAGGAACAACAGUUGCAGACUUUAUCUAUAAAGUCAGUACCGAUGCAAUACUGAAAUACAGCAAUAGAAAUAACUGUGGACCGAUUUAUGGACAAAUGGGUUCUUUGUACUAUAUCUAUAGAGCUGAAGGACCUUGUGCUACUACAGCAAUAUUACAAACAGUAGAAGGAGCUUUGGAUAAGCAUAUUGAGAACAGUAAUAUGUGUCCGUCCCAAUGUUUGAGAUCGGACCAUGCUGGAGACUGGGUGGGGUAUUUGACCUUCGGUAGGAACGCGGCAGCAGUUAAAAAGUCCAAGUGUGACUCUUCCGGCACCUUUGCCUACUGUGACAGCGGUGGAAAUAACAACUUACCUGACGGAACAGACAAAGACGAUGGCCAGAAGAAUUAGGGAGUAUAUAAGAAAUAUUUUAUAUGCAUCUCCCUUCCUACUUUUCCUCUUAACUCCUUUGAUCGUUUUUAACCACUUCAGAUUUUAUGUAUUUUUAUAUAUGAUUGUUCAUUUACUAA
Wallemia mellicola CBS 633.66 is the source of this 967-nucleotide messenger RNA. RefSeq lists its product as hypothetical. NCBI's taxonomy places the organism in Eukaryota, Fungi, Basidiomycota, Wallemiomycetes, Wallemiales, Wallemiaceae. The transcript is spliced from 2 exons. The record is from RefSeq and is a predicted model, not a curated record. Bases 276 to 848 code for a protein of 190 amino acids.